Molecule: messenger RNA, 1669 nt
Organism: Drosophila montana
Lineage: Eukaryota; Metazoa; Arthropoda; Insecta; Diptera; Drosophilidae
Gene: Spn47C
Product: Serpin 47C
Exons: 4
Coding region: 90-1244 (384 amino acids)
Molecular function (GO): serine-type endopeptidase inhibitor activity
Source: RefSeq, a predicted model, not a curated record
UCUAUUUUACUUACUGAAAAACUACGAAUAUUUUUUUUCUAUUAUUCGGAAACAUUUCAGUUGGUCUGAUUUCUUUUUAUCCUAUCAAUAUGGCGUCUGGGGGUACCAUUAUUCCGCCUCCAAGUCUGAGUCAAAUUUUCUUUGCGCGAAACAUUUUUCGUGCCCUUAACGAGGAGGAGGAGAUAAGGGCCAACAAUUUAAUCAUAUCACCAACAGCUGCGCGCAGUGCCAUGACUUUGGUGUUUAUGGGUGCCGGCGGAAAAUGCGCAGACGAAUUGCGUUCUGGACUGAUACUGGGACACGCAAAGAAACUGGAAAUUGCCAAGCAACAUGCCGAGUUCAUAAGCAACGAUUGCGUAUGCAACGAUAAGGGAGUGUCGAUGCGCAUAGCUACUGGUCUGUAUGUUAAGCAGGAUCAGGAACUAUGUCCCGACUUCAAUCUGCAGGCUGGGGAAUUCUUCAAUACUCAGGCAGAUACGUUGAAUUUUGCAGAUGCCGAAGGUGCUAUGCGCCAAGUCAAUAAAUGGCUCGAGCGGCAAACCUUUAAUACGGUACGCGAUUUGCUUACUCCUGCCUCUUUCAAUGUGGAAUCAAACGUUAUUUUGGUAAACUCUUUGUACUUUCGUGCCAAGUGGGCGAAACAAUUUUCUGUAGCACACACUUCGUUGGCUGAUUUCGCGAUAAGCGAAGAACAGAAAAUGCAGUUACCAAUGAUGCGACAGGCCGGACAGUUUCGCUAUGGCGAAUCCAGGAAGCUAAAAUCGCGUAUUCUGCAGCUGCCCUUUGAAGAAUCAGAUAUAAACAUGUUAUUGAUUGUUCCUGACAAGAAUAUGGGUCUUGCAGAGCUGGAAUCAAAGCUAGGAGAGAUUGACCUGAACGAAGUGGCCCUCAAGACGGUGAUGCAUGAAGUUGAUAUAACCGUGCCCAGAUUCAAAUUCGAGUGCGAUAUUGAUCUGAAAGUGCCGCUAAGAAAAUUGGGAGUUAAGCGUAUUUUUGAGAAAGGGGCCGCUGACUUGAGUGGACUGUUUGCCAAGAAGUCGCCCCAGUUGAUUACUGAGGCAAGGCAAAAACAAUAUUUGAAUGUGAACGAAGCUGGCUGUGACAUAGAUGCUAACACAUCUGCCAAGACCUCUUCUGAACUCUCCAAUCCGGAGCGAAAAGUUUUUACAGCGGAUCAUCCGUUCGUGUUUGCCAUACGAAAUAGCAAAUCAGUUUUUAUUGUGGGUCAUUUUGUCAGGCCCUGAGUACCCCAGAAGACAGUGGGUGGCGCGUUAUAUACAAUGAAUCCAUUAAAUAUCCAUGAAAGCAAUUACAAAUUUUUUUACAAGUGUCGCUAUCAAUGACCGCAUCGCUAGCGGGGGCUGGCUGGACAAUUGCAACAAAUGACGAUAUCCCAUGAACAACAAAUUAUUACCGCAUAAAUGUACACAAUGCUCAGCCCACAGACAGCAACUAUGACGAACAAACACAUACAAAAACAUACGAUAAUAGGGUAAAGCCGGAGACGAUCAACUAUAAAAUUCUUUGUCAAAAGUGCUACGAAAGUUUUUUUAAUUUGGCUAGCUCAAUUACUUUUUGUUUUCUGUAUUUUCAUUUAUUUCCAAUUUGAAUAAAAAAAAUCGUAAUUAAAAUACCCUUAACCGCUGUAGCGUGAAGGGUAUAAAGAAAA